UCUCCUCAAAGUGUGGAAUUUAAACCAUGUACCUUAAGGGAGGCACGAUACUGGCGCUUCUCGCCGCGCUGCAGGUUGCGGCUCAGGAUAGUGGAGAUCCGCUUUGCCAACCCGGCUUCACGGAGAAGGUGUACAGCGUCGCCGUGAACGACCUCAUCUCCGACGGACAGGCUCUGCUUAAAGUGGGUUUCGUGGACUGCGACCGAGGGACAAACAUGCGUUUUGAGAGUGGCGAUCUGGCCGAUUUCCGGAUAAGAGACGAUGGAACUCUGUUCGCCGCCCGGAAUCUACGGAUGUCAGACAGGAAGGGGCGGGCCCUGAAAAUCAAAGCACGGGAUGUAGAAUCUCAGGAGGUGUGGCUUACACAGGUCAAUUUCACCUGGCCCAGCGCACCGAAACAGGUGCCCGAGAUUGUGUUUCCAUGGCGAAGUGUGGUUGUCCACGGUGACCAAAGCGUGAGGCGGAUGAAGAGAGACUGGGUCAUUCCCCCCAUCAAUGUUCCAGAAAAUUCCAGAGGACAAUUUCCAGAAGAGCUUGUCAGAAUCCGGUCGGACAGGGACAGGAAUAGCCUCCUGCGUUACAGUGUAACAGGACCAGGGGCAGACCAGCCCCCCACCGGCAUCUUCAUCAUUAACCCCAUCUCAGGCCAGCUGUCCGUCACCAAACCGCUGGACCGGGAACAGAUCUCCAACUUCCAUCUGCGUGCUCAUGCGGUGGACAUUAAUGGGAAUCAGGUGGAGAACCCCAUCGACAUCGUCAUCAACGUCAUCGACAUGAACGACAACAGACCAGAGUUCUCACACCAAAUCUGGAAUGGAACCGUGGCUGAGGGCUCAAGACCAGGCUCGUUUGUGAUGAUGGUGACAGCCCAGGAUAAAGACGACCCAAACACAGCCAAUGGGAUGCUCCGAUACAAGAUCCUGUCCCAAAGCCCGGAGAGCCCCUCCUCCAACAUGUUCACGAUUAACAACCGGACCGGAGGAAUCAUUACAGUGGCCGCCGGACUGGACCGAGAGAAGGUGUCCCAGUACACACUGAUAAUCCAGGCGACGGAUAUGGAGGGAAACCCAACAUAUGGCCUCUCUAACACAGCCACAGCCAUCAUUCGCAUUACAGACGUCAAUGACAACGCUCCUGAGUUCACCAGCAACACGUUUUUCGGGGAGGUGCCUGAGAAUCGGGUGAACGUGAUUGUAACGAACCUGACGGUGACCGAUAAGGAUCAGCCCAACACGCCGGCGUGGAACGCCGUCUACCGCAUCACCGCUGGAGACCCCACUGGACGUUUCUCCAUCCCCACUGAUCCCACCACCAACGAGGGACUGGUUACAGCGGUCAAGCCAAUUGAUUAUGAGAUAACUCGUUCCUUCAUGCUAACGGUCGUCACCGAGAAUGAGGUUCCGCUGGUGGGCGGAAUUCACCACCCCCGCCAAUCAACUGCCACCAUUUCCAUACGCAUCAUUGAUGUGAACGAACCACCGAACUUUGACCCCAACCCCAAACAGAUCAAACUGGAAGAGGGUCUGCCAGCAGGGUCAAUGCUCACCACGUUCACUGCCCAUGACCCUGACAGAUACAUGCAGCAAAGCAUCAGGUACUCUAAGCUGUUUGACCCUGCCAACUGGCUUGAGAUUAAUCCUAAUAAUGGGCGAAUUUCUACAGUCGCCAUCCUGGACCGAGAGUCUCCCUACGUUAAAAACAACCUCUACAACGUCACCUUCAUGGCCUCAGACAACGGUGUUCCCCCGGCGAGUGGGACAGGGACUCUGCAGAUCUACCUGUUGGACAUAAACGAUAACGCCCCGCGCGUCUUCCCUCAGGAGGCAGAGAUGUGUGAGCGGCCGGAGCCUAACGGCAUGAACAUCACCGCCGUGGACGGAGACCUCAACCCCAACGCCGGACCCUUCGCCUUCGAACUGGCCAAUCGCCCCUCAGAUAUACGCAGGAACUGGACCAUCACUCGCCUCAGCGGCGAUUACGCACAGCUGAGUUUGAAGAUCGGCUAUUUGGAAAGCGGCAUCUAUGAAGUGCCAAUAAUAAUCACGGACUCGGGCAACCUGCCCAUGUCCAACACCUCGUACCUGCGCAUCAAAGUAUGCCAGUGCGAUCACCAUGGCGACUGCGUGGAUAUGGAGCGGAUCAUGGCCGCCGGCCUUGGCACAGGAGCCAUCAUCGCUAUUCUCAUCUGUAUCAUUAUCCUGCUGGUGCUGGUGUUGUUGUUUGUGAUGUGGAUGAAGAGGAGAGAUAAAGAGCGACAGGCCAAACAGUUACUGAUCGAUCCAGAGGAUGAUGUAAGAGACAACAUCCUCAAAUACGACGAGGAGGGAGGAGGAGAGGAGGACCAGGAUUACGAUCUGAGCCAGCUGCAGCAGCCGGACACGUUGGAGCCAGACAUGGUGAAACCGGUCGGAAUCAGACGUCUGGAUGAACGACCACUGCACCCAGAGCCCAGCUACCCCCUCCGCUCCACUGCACCACACCCCGGGGACAUCGGAGACUUCAUCAAUGAGGGUCUGAAGGCCGCUGACACUGACCCCACUGCUCCUCCGUAUGACUCCCUGCUCGUCUUUGACUACGAGGGGAGCGGCUCCACGGCAGGCUCUCUCAGCUCCCUGCACUCCUCCAGCAGCGGAGGAGACCAGGACUACGACUACCUCAGCGAGUGGGGCCCGCGCUUCCGCAAACUCGCAGACAUGUACGGGGGGAACGACGACUAGGCAGGGACCAGAGGAGGCGGAGACGGAGAGAGAGAGAGAGAGAGAGAGAGGGAGAGAGAGAGAAGACGAGGAGGAGGAUAGGGCGAGAGAAAAAACACAGUGUGGCACUUUUUAAUCAUGGAACUUGAACUGAGUGAAUCUGAAACGGUUAAAAAGAAGAAACCAAUAUUUCCCUGAGAGAGACCGAGACAGAGAGAGAGAGAGAGAGAGGGGGGGGAGUGUGGAAGAAUGAUUACCAUGGAAACUGAGCUCACUCUCUCCACUGUCCUUCAGACCUAGGGCGAUCCACUGGAGGACUUUGAUGUGAACGGAGUUCAGCUUUGCUCAGAGUAAGGGACCACUGUUGCAAUGCUGAGAGAACACUGAAGGAACGUUUAAGGAACACUAAAGGAACGCUCAGUUACACUUGAAUCUCA
Chanos chanos (milkfish) is the source of this 3133-nucleotide messenger RNA. RefSeq names its product cadherin 2, type 1, N-cadherin (neuronal) (gene cdh2). Bases 27 to 2717 code for a protein of 896 amino acids. The transcript is spliced from 16 exons. Gene Ontology annotation, molecular function: beta-catenin binding; calcium ion binding; cadherin binding. Gene Ontology annotation, biological process: multicellular organism development; cell migration; adherens junction organization. Gene Ontology annotation, cellular component: postsynaptic density; apical part of cell; adherens junction. The record is from RefSeq and is a predicted model, not a curated record. Lineage: Eukaryota; Metazoa; Chordata; Actinopteri; Gonorynchiformes; Chanidae.